CUCUCACGUUGGCCUCAGGAGAGAGAAAGAGAGAAAGAAGAGGAGAGAGAGAUAGAGAAGAAACGACCGCGUCAUUCAGCACCAGAUUUCUUAAAUCGAUGGGAAGGGAAAAGUUGUAGUUAAGAUAGGAAUGCAUGGAUGUAGCUCAGGAACUGCUAUCUUAGUAAAUGCAGAAGUUGAUUCCAUGGGAGGUGUUGUUGACGGUGGAGUUGGAAUUGGUAGCAAACCCUCUCCACGCCGAGCAGCAAUUGAAAAGGCUCAAGCAGAGCUUAGGCAGGAGUAUGAUGUUCGUGAAGAAAGGAGAAGAGAGCUAGAGUUUCUUGAGAAAGGUGGCAAUCCUUUGGAUUUCAAACUUGGACAUGCAGCUUCAGUUAGUGUCCAGUCUACUUCCCUCACAGAUCAGCAUCCUGAACAGAUUGUUACCAGUGAAGCAAAAGGCAGUUUUGCGUUGACUGCCUCACCUCAUGGCGAUUCUGUUGAAAGUAGUGGCAGACCAGGGGGGCCUACAGUUUGUGAACCAAAUAGUGCUGAUAAUCUCUUGCUUUUUGAUGGUGAAAAUGAGAUACUUGAUAGGAACUCCCUACAUCCUAGUAGAAGGAACAACAUUGUUCCAUCAGAACAGUCAUCCCAGGUGGAUGGGAGCCAAAAUGCAAAGGAAUCUGAAGAUUCAGCUAUUUUUCGUCCAUAUGCUCGAAGAAAUAGGUCCAGAUCAAAUCGUGAUGGUGCUCGAUCAAGUUCUGCUGAUAUAGUUCCAUCUCGUGGUGGCCAUGGUUCUUCUUUGCCUGCUCGCCAUGGUUCAAGGGAUGCAAAGGGGUCAAUAUCUGAAACGAACUUCAACAAUCAGAAGGAUCAUAACGUUUCUCCCAUUUCUGAUCCCAAAUCUAUAAGUUCAAAUGGUGACGUGGUAUUUAAGGUUGUAGCUCCUGAGAAUCAGUUGGAUAUGGUGCUGGAUAGUGUGCAGGCUGUGGAAGCAACUAGCAGCCUCACAAAAGGCAGUGUGCCUGAAACUAACUUUGAUACUACAUCGUCCAAGUGGGAUAACCAACAUAUUCAAUCUGUGCAAGUUGACAUUCAGCAAACUCUUACUGACGUAGCAUCUGCAGAUCCUGAUCCAGUUGGAGGAAGGGAACAGGUAGUUUCUGCAGGGCCUGAAUGUCUUCCUUCUGCGGCUACUGUAAAAAGUGAAAAUGAAACAAGUUCUGGUCAGCUGAAUGGUUUUAGCAACCUUAAAAGAGAGAGAAAAAUUUUACCAAAUGAAGGUCAAAAUAGUGGUGCAGCAUUUGGCACAAAGGGUUUAGACUCAGAGUCCUCUUGCACCCAAACUAGCCUUAGCAUAGAUGGAAAUAAUGAUAGUGAUCAGUGUACUGUUCCAAAGAAUGUUGAUUCUAAUGGAAAUCCUAGUGAGCAAAUGUUAGCAUUUGAAGGAACACCAAAUAUUGCAGGUGAUGAAAUGGUUAAAGAAGUGAAUGAGGCUAAGGAUGUUGAUAGUUGUGCUAUUAUCAAUGAUGCUCUUGAUUCUGUGCAUCAAAACCACAAGGGGAAUGGUUCUGUAGUUGUAGUUGAGGAAGAAAUACAUAGAAGUCAAUCUGGCUCACAAAAUGAGGUUAAGCAUCCUUCUAAUAUUCAGGGAAUGGAACAGAAUGACCAUUCUGUGUCAAAUACAGAUAGAAAACCAGGUGAUAUGCCUGGUGAUAAUUCUAAUCCCACCAAAGAAGGUUUGUCCACUGGUAGACCUCAGGGUUCUAUGGGUUCCUCAAUUUGUGAGCUUCCUGAAGCUACUUUGUCCAGGAAGGGCUCCUUUGCUACCCCAGAUCUUCAAACUUGUGCUGGAAACCGCUUGAGAAUCAUGGAUAAGGCACAUGAGGAUUCAAUUUUGGAAGAGGCUCGAAUCAUUGAGGCUAAGCGCAAGAGGAUUGCUGAAUUAUCUGUUGGUGCAUUACCUUUGGAGUAUCACAGAAAAUCUCACUGGGAUUUUGUCCUUGAGGAAAUGGCAUGGUUGGCAAAUGAUUUUGCGCAGGAGCGUUUAUGGAAGAUAACUACUGCUGCUCAAAUCUGUUAUCGCGUUUCUUUUUCUUCUCGGUUGAGAUUUGAGGCACAAAAACAAUGUCAGAAGCAAAAGAAAGUAGCUCAUGCCUUGGCAAAGGCAGUCAUGCAAUUUUGGCAUUCGGCAGAGGUUCUUCUACAUGGUGAUGAUCUAGGUGUUGGUCCAAAAAACUGCAAAUAUGAGUUGGUGGGAUCAAGGAGGAUCGAUGGAAAUGAAGUUCCUGUGGACAAGAUUGGAGAAGCCAAUAUGGAGGCUAGCAAAAACCUGGAGCAUCCUGGAAAAACUGUUCAGGCUUAUGCUGUAAGAUUCUUGAAAUAUAACAACUCCCUUGUUCCUCCUGUCCAAGCAGAAGCGCCGUUGACUCCUGAAAGGCUAUCUGAUUCAGGCAUUGUUGACAUGUUAUGGGAGGAUCGCUUCACUGAAGAAAGCCUCUUUUACACAGUUCCUGCUGGUGCGAUGGAAACCUACAGAAAAUCUAUUGAGUCCCAUAUGGUGCAAUGUGAGAAAACUGGUAGUAGCAUGCAAGAGGAAGUUGAAACAUCUAUGUAUGAUCCUGUAGCAGAGUUUGGAGCUCAAGAGAAUUGCUAUGAUGAGGAUGAAGGAGAAACAAGCACUUAUUAUUUGCCAGGUGGAUUUGAAGGUAGCAAGCCAUCAAAAUAUUCCCAGAAGAAAAAGAAAAACUCAAUAAAGCCGUACAAUGCUAGGCCAUAUGAAAUGGGAUCUGAUUUUCCUUAUGGACACUGCACAAUUGGGGCUCAACAAUCUGCAUUAAUGGGAAAGAGGCCUGCCAAUAGUCUUAAUGUUGGUUCAAUUCCAACAAAACGUGUACGCAGUGCUUCAAGGCCGAGGGGGCUGAGUCCUUUUGGGGCUGGAGUGACUGGUUGUGUGCAGGCUCCAAAUAAAACAGAUGCUUCUAGUGGAGAUACUAGUUCUUUUCAGGAUGAUCAGAGCACUCUACACGGUGGAUCCCAGAUCCAGAAAAGUUUGGAGGUUGAGUCAGUGGUGGACUUUGAAAAGCAGUUACUAUUUGAUUCUGCAGAAGUUUCAACUAAACCUAAAAAGAAGAAGAAGGCAAAACAUCUGGGUUCCACUUAUGAGCAGAGAUGGCAGCUUGAUUCCACUGUUCAUAAUGAACAGAGGGAUCAUUCAAAAAAGAGAUCAGAGGGUCAUCAUUUUGAAUCUAAUGGAAGCAGUGGUUUGUUUGGGCAACAUAAUUCAAAGAAACCGAAGAUAAAGCAUUCAGUAGAUAAUACUUUUGAUAACAUUACUCCAAUGAGCGGGUCAAUUCCUUCUCCAGUGGCGUCCCAAAUGAGUAAUAUGUCCAACCCAAAUAAAAUCAUCAAGAUGAUUGGUGUUCGGGAUCGGGGCAGGAAAGCUAAAGGAUUGAAGUUGCCUGCGGGGCAGCCAGGUUCAGGAAGUCCAUGGUCCGUCUUUGAAGAUCAGGCACUUGUGGUCCUUGUACAUGAUAUGGGCAAUUGGGAGCUUGUAAGUGAUGCUAUCAACAGCACUCUCCAAUUCAAGUGCAUCUUCCGCAAGCCUAAGGAAUGCAAGGAGCGGCACAAAAUUUUAAUGGAUAGGACUGCUGGUGAUGGGGCUGAUAGUGCUGAAGAUUCAGGGUCAUCUCAGCCUUAUCCAUCUACAUUGCCUGGCAUUCCAAAGGGCAGUGCCAGACAGUUGUUUCAACAUUUGCAGGGGCCGAUGCUAGAGGAAACCCUCAAGUCUCACUUUGAGAAAAUCAUUUUGAUUGGGCAGCAGCAUCAUUAUCGAAGGAGUCAGAAUGAUAAUCAGGAACCUAAACAACUAGCACCAGUCCACAGUUCUCACGUUUUUGCGCUUACCCAAGUCUGCCCAAAUAACCUGAAUGGAGGUCCACUAACGCCUCUUGAUCUCUGUGAUGCAACUACAUCAAGCUCAGACAUUAUGUCCCUUGGGUAUCAAGGUUCUCAUAAUAGCGGUUUAGCAAUUUCAAACCAGGGUUCUGUAGCAUCAAUGCUUCCUGCUUCUGGUGCAAAUUCUCCACUUCAAGGGUCUUCCAACGUUGUUCUUGGCAGUAACUUGUCAUCACCAUCUGGUCCACUCAAUCCUUCUGUCAGGGAUAAUAGAUAUUCGGUACAAGAGACAUCUUUACCAGUUGAUGAGCAGCAAAGAAUGCAACAAUAUAAUCCAAUGUUAUCCAGUAGGAACAUUCAGCAACCCAGCUUGCCUGUUCCUGGGACUCUUCAAGGAACUGAUCGUAGUGUUCGCAUGCUAACUGGUGGAAAUGGUGUGGGAGUGGUGUCUGGGCUGAAUAGAAGCAUACCAAUGCCAAGGCCAGGGUUUCAAGGAAUUGCCUCAUCAACUAUGCUGAAUUCUGGAAGUAUGCUUUCCUCCAGUAUGGUCGGAAUGCCAAGCCCUGUAAAUAUGCACUCUGGAGCUAGUCCUAGUCAAGGAAACUCAAUGUUUCGGCCUCGUGAGGCUUUGCAUAUGAUACGGCCUGGUCAUAAUCCUGAACAUCAGAGGCAAAUGAUGGUACCAGAGCAUCAGAUGCAAGUCUCACAGGGAAACAGCCAAGGAGUCCCUGCUUUCAAUGGCAUGGGUUCUGCUUUCUCCAAUCAGACAGUCCCUCCUGUUCAACCAUAUCCGAUCCAUUCCCAGCAGCAACAUCAAAUGUCCUCUCAACAGUCCCAUGUGCUUGGGAACCCUCAUCAUCCUCACCUUCAAGGCCCCAAUCAUACUACUAGCACACAGCAAGCCUAUGCCAUGCGUGUUGCUAAAGAAAGGCAGCUGCAGCAGCAGCAGCGAAUGUUGCACCAGCAGCAACAGUUUGCUUCAUCCAAUAAUUUGAUGCCACAUGUCCAACCCCAGCCUCAACAUCCCAUGUCAUCUUCUGUGCAAAAUAGUUCUCAGAUUCAUUCGCAAACUUCUCAGCCUGUGACGUUGCCACCUCUAACGGCAUCUUCCCCAAUGACACCCAUAUCCUCACAAGAGCAGCAGAAACAUCAUCUGCCACCUCAUGGGCUCAACCGGAACCCUCAAAUAAAUGCCAGUGGGUUGACCAAUCAGAUAGGGAAGCCAAGGCAACGACAGCCACAGCAGCAGUUUCAACAAACUGGCAGGCACCAUCCUCAACAACGACAACAGUCACAAUCUCAACAGCAGGCUAAACUUCUGAAGGGAACGGGAAGAGCGAACAUGUUGAUGCAUCAUAGCCUUUCUGUUGAUCCCUCUCAUCUGAAUGGUCUUUCAAUGGCUCCUGGAAGCCAUGCCACUGAGAAAGGCGAGCAGGUUAUGCAUAUGAUGCAAGGUCAAAGCCUAUAUUCUGGGUCUGGUGUAAACCCAGUUCAACCGGCUAAACCAUUAGUGCCUCAGUCUGCAACCCAGUCCCAGCGCCCAGCACCCACUUCAUCAAAGCAACUUCAGCAGAUGCCUCCUCAUUCUGACAAUAGCAAUCAAGGCCAAGUUCCAGCAGUUCCAUCUGGUCAUGCCACCUUAUCAGCUCCACAUCAAGUGGUUCCACCAUCAGUUAUGACUUCCAACCACCAGCAGCUGCAGAUGCAGCCGUCUCCACACCAUAAACAGGUUAACACUCAACCGCAUGUUCAGAGAAUGCUUCAACCGAACCGUCAAGCAAAUUCUGACCGUGCAAGCAAGUCUCAAACCGAUCAAGCUCAAGCUGAUCCACAGCCUGUGAAUAACACAUCCCAAAUGAGUACAACAGCAGUGUCUCAGGCUGGAAUGGAAUCGUCUACCAUGGUUUCUACUGCCGGUGCUUCUCAAUGGAAAGCACCAGAAUCAUAUAAAGAAUCAUUAUAUGAUUCUGGUAUAACAAAUCCAGCUACACAAGUGGGUUCCAUUGGGAGCCCGUCAAUGACAAGCUCAGCUGGGGGUGAGUCAGUACCUUCCAUCAGUGGGCCUGUCCAAAGACAGUUAUCAGGUAGCUUGCCUCAUGCGCAUAAUGGCGGGUCACAGUGGCAGCAACAACAGCUACAGCAGCCUUCAACACCGCCAUCCCUACUGCAACAACACCAACACCAGCAGCAAGAGCAACAAUCACAACAACAACAAUCACCCCAACAACAGCUGCCACAACAGCAACUCCAGCAGCAGCAGCAUCUGCAACCAGGGCAAGGCAGUAUGUAUAUCAGACCCACUAACUCUAGACUGGAAUGAACAAGCCUUCUGGAUUGAGCAGUUCUCUGAGCAGUAGGUCCUGUCAGGUUGGGUCCACAUGCCUUUGUGGCAGCAGUGUACAGAUGAAGCUGGUCAUUCCACAAGGGCAUUAGUAGAAGAUGGAAAAGAAAGAGGUGGCGAUUUUUAUUUGUAGGGGUUCUGCUAGAGAUAACUGAUGGAAUAUUGGCGGGGCAUAAUUUUUUUGGGGAAUUAUGUAUAUUACCACUGGUCUAGAGAGCCUGGGGAAGAUAGAGACGGAUAUAGAGGUAUGUGUACAGGGGUCUCAUCUCUCCUUUCCUUUCUCUUUUCUUUUCUUUUUUAACAUUUUCUUUUCUUUUCUUUUUUUUUUUCUUUUCCUUUUACCUGGUUCCCCUCCUUGGUGGGGGAGGAGCUUCAUUCCUUUUUUUGCCCCAUUAGAUUAGUGGAUGUAUUAUUACCCUUUUGGAUUUAAGGGGGGAGUGUAGCUCUCAUUGUAUUUGGGCAAAAGAAAAGCCUUUGAAAAUUUUGUGAAUAUAAGGUUUCUGGUGUAUACACUCUUGAUCAAUGAUGCUGCAACAAUCAUCUGUCACUGCCAUGGGCGCUUGUGGAAUUGUUGUAAUUUGUAAGCUGUUUCCCCAA
Messenger RNA from Vitis riparia (riverbank grape), 6811 nucleotides. RefSeq names its product chromatin modification-related protein EAF1 B-like. Gene Ontology annotation, cellular component: NuA4 histone acetyltransferase complex. Lineage: Eukaryota; Viridiplantae; Streptophyta; Magnoliopsida; Vitales; Vitaceae. The record is from RefSeq and is a predicted model, not a curated record.